Messenger RNA from Kazachstania africana CBS 2517, 456 nucleotides. RefSeq names its product Mic19p (gene MIC19). NCBI's taxonomy places the organism in Eukaryota, Fungi, Ascomycota, Saccharomycetes, Saccharomycetales, Saccharomycetaceae. The transcript has a single exon. The coding region runs from base 1 to 456 and encodes 151 amino acids. The record is from RefSeq and is a predicted model, not a curated record.
AUGGGAUCGCAAUCUUCAAAAUCUAGACUUGACUCAUUUCACAUUGAACUUUCAGAAGAGUUUCUUUCAAAACUGAACAACUCCGAUGACACAGAUUUCUCGAGGAGGGAGAAACUACACAAAUAUAUAGAAGAAAGGAUAAGUGACAGAUUAGCUGAGAUAGAAAAAUUAACUUUGUCUGACUUUAAUGAAAAACUCGAAAAUGACUUACUGAAAACUGAUGCAGAUAGUGACACUACCCUAAGUUCCAAGAUUUUAGAUGAAAAGAUUAAUAAUCUCAAUACAAAAAUACAGUUGUUCGAGAGCCUCGACAAGGACAGAAAGAUAAAAUUUAUCGAAAGUGAUAAGGACGACAUUAAAAAUAAAUUAACUCAAUGUUUGCUGGAAAACAAGGGUAAACCUUUGAAUUGUUAUGAGCUUAUGCAACAGUUCAAGCAGUUGGUAUCGAAUCAAUGA